AUGAGCGAGGGCGCCUUCAGCCGGACGGGUCUGCUGGCGGGCCGGCUGAGGCCACGACUCCGUCCCCCGGAGCGGCCCCCGGUGCUGGUGUGUCCGAGCGGGCCGGCGCCGGCCGCCGCGCGCCCCUUCUCGCUGCUCUACAACCCGCACCGGUGGCCGUGCAGUCUGCUGUGCCGGCACCCGGCCCAGCCGGCCGCCGUGGCAGACUCUGCCUCGGACGAGGACCGUGCCGCCGUCACCCGUCCGCCGGCGCCGGCGCCGCUGGCGUACCGCUCUGACCCGGCGGGCGGCGCCACCUCCUCCGAGCUGUGCGCGCUGCUCUCCGAGGAGGUGCUGCGCCGGUACGCCGCCUCCGAGAUCUCGCUGCUGGAGACCCGUCAGCUGGCGCCGCGGCUGCGCCGACCGGGCGGUCCGGCCGCCGGCCAGCGCGCCGUGGUCGUGCUCGACCUGCGCGGUGACCUGGAGGAGCUGCUCUCGCUGCCGCAGCCGGCCGGAAGUGGCACCGGCCGGUCCCGCGGCCUGAUGCGGCCGGCGGCGCAGGGCGGCGCCGGGCGGCGGCUCCCCGCUCGCGGCGCCGCCCUGCUCACAGUGAGCUCCCUGCGGCCGCUGCCGCUCCGGUCCCGCUCCACAUCGUCGGGGUCGACGCGGCGCUCGGGCGCCUCGGUGCUGCCGCGCCGGCGCCGGCGGCGGCGGCGCUCGCUCAGCCCGCGGCGGGCGCCCUCGGAGGAUGACACGGAGACGCUGAUGGGUCGGCGGCCGGGCCACCGCUGCCUGCCCGUCCCCGACCGGCUCUGCAUCGCCGUGCCGGACAUGCCCACAAUGUCACCCACCAGUGACCAGCCCAAAGCUAAGAAGGGAAAGAAAGGAAAACGGGGGAAGAAGGGGAAAAGAAAAGGAAAGGGCAAAAGGAGAAACAAAGUGGACCCACGCCUGCAAAAGAUGGAGGCGUUUUCCACAAUGAUGGAUGCACUCCAGAGCAGCUUUUCUGAGAGCCGGGGACGCGCGCGGGCCACCACCGAGAAGCGCUUCAACCAGCAGCUGGAGCGGGCCAUGGCCGAGUACGGCGCUCCGGACGAGCCGCGCCUCUUCUGGCUGCGGCUGCCGCGCAGCUUCGCCACCGGCAGCUGCCGGUUCGAGCUGCCGCCCGACCUCAGCCUGCUGGAGACGCUGUCGCCCCUGCAGUACCUGGCCGACUACACGGUGCUCUCGCGCCCCAGAGAGUUUGUGUACGCGGCCGCGUUCGACGCCCACCGGCGCGGCGCCGGGGUGCCGGCGGAGGCCGUCUGGGAGGCGCUGGAGGCGGCCGCCGGUGGCCGGCUGGAGCGGCGCCACCGGCAGCAGCUGCUGCGGCUGCUGGCCGAGCCGCUGCCGCCGCUGCUCAGCCGGCCGCAGCUCUCCGGGCUGGCGGCGCUCUGCGAGCGGCUGUUCGCCGCCGAGCUGAGCCCGGCCGCCGCCGAGACGGGCGGCGCCGGCCGCGAGCGGCUCGAACAGGUCGACUUUCAGCGGCUGGCCGUGCUGCUCGAGGGAGUCAAACGGCCGCGCGCAGACGUCGCCGCGCUGCUGUGGACGAUCAGGGAUCAGGAUGGGACGGACUGAAUGAGUACCGCAUAGGGGAAAUGUCCAU
Molecule: messenger RNA, 1624 nt
Organism: Amphibalanus amphitrite
Lineage: Eukaryota; Metazoa; Arthropoda; Thecostraca; Balanomorpha; Balanidae
Exons: 1
Coding region: 1-1596 (531 amino acids)
Source: RefSeq, a predicted model, not a curated record